This is a messenger RNA of Halteromyces radiatus, 1593 nucleotides long. RefSeq lists its product as uncharacterized. The record is from RefSeq and is a predicted model, not a curated record. NCBI's taxonomy places the organism in Eukaryota, Fungi, Mucoromycota, Mucoromycetes, Mucorales, Cunninghamellaceae. Bases 25 to 1536 code for a protein of 503 amino acids. The transcript is spliced from 4 exons. Gene Ontology annotation, molecular function: oxidoreductase activity; FAD binding.
CUUUUUCUUCUUUAUUCUUUUACAAUGUGCCAAUUCUGUGGGGUCGAUCCUGAAUUUGCCUCUUUUUUUGAUAAGGAUAGCGAAAAGUCUACAAUGGAAAACAAUAACCCAACUUCAGACGCACCUAAUUACUUUCGUUUGAAGCCUGAUCAUCCUCGAUAUACCAAAUUGACAACACCUCAACUCACAACAUUUGCUUCCAAAUUAUCUCCUCAAGCUCAAGUUUUACUUUCAUCUCAUCAAGGUGAUGAAUAUACAAAGGCUUCUCAACGGUGGUCAAAACAAGCUAUAAAAUCCGCGUUAGCCAUUGUUCGUGUGGCCACCCCUGAAGAUAUAUCCAAAACGAUUGUGAUGGCAACAAGUCAUAAAGUACCUUUUGUUGUUAAAUGUGGUGGACAUUCCCCUAGUGGUGCUUCCAGUAUAGAAAAUGGUAUUGUGAUUGAUCUCUCGUUAAUGCGGCAAGUCUCUGUCAAACCGGAUGAACAAGUGGUCAUUGCUGAUGGUGGUUGUCUUUAUGGUGAUAUCUGCAAAGCAUCAGCAGAGUAUGGCCUUGCAUGUGUUGGGGGAACCACCAGUCAUGUUGGUAUUGGAGGUCUUUCUCUAUCAGGUGGAUAUGGUUAUUUGACUGGCGAGCAUGGAUUGGCUGUAGAUAAUAUUAUCGGCGCUCAAGUUGUUACAGCAGAUGGGAAGAUUCUCUGGGUAAAUGAAAAGGACCAUUCAGAUCUGUUUUGGGGUCUCCGUGGAGCUGGUAAUCGAUUGGCAGUGGUGACUAAAUUUGUGUUCAAAGCGCAUCGUGUACCUUCUCAAAUCUGGGGUGGCUUGAUUCAGUUCAGUGGAUCUCAAGUUGAGCAAGUUGUAGAAGCGAUCAACUCAUGGUAUCAACAAAAGGAUGUCAAGGCAGCGGCAGGUGUGGCAUUUGGAUCAGUAGCGGAUGGCAAGACUGGAUUGACGGUUUUCCCUUUUUAUAACGGAUCACAAGCAGACGCUGAAACCAAUUUUACACCUCUUUUGGCUCUUUCUUCUCUUCAACGUGAUGUAUCUUCUAUGCCUUUUUGGAAAAUCAACACACUCGGUGACCAACCUGGUGCGUUUUCUGGUGCGUUUAUUGAAUUUGAUUCGGCAAAUGUAGCUCCUCCUCUGCAACCUCAACAUAUCAAGUCGAUGCUGGAUCAUCUGGAUCAGUUCACUACCAAAUUCGAUGGUGAUUGCAAUGCAGGUGCGUAUAUUUUAUUGAUCCAACCCGAUGGUAUCUCGAAACAUCAAACUGGCGAUAUGGCUUUCCCUUGGAGAAAUGAUCGGUUCGAUAUUGGGUUAUCAACAGCAUGGCAACAUCCAGAUCAAGCAGAACGAUGCACUACUUGGCUUCAUCAACACUUCCAACCCCUGGCAAACGCGCAAGGAGAUCAGGAUCGACUAUACAGUAACCAUUCCGACUUUAGGGGUCCAGGUACCAAUGAAUUCGGCUCAAACUAUACCAAGGUCAUGGAACUGAAAUCAAAAUGGGAUCCCAACAAUGUCUUCAAGAGUGUAUUGUAGCUUUUAAGUUUAGCGAUUUUUAUUAGAGUCUAUGAUAUUCUUUUUUUUUUUUUUUUU